AUGGAUUAUAUAAACAAUUUUGUUCUUCGUUAUCGCCAAAAUCGAAAAAUGCUUCUUGCCAUUGUUUAUGUAGCAAUAUUUUUGGACAACAUGUUAUUGACAACUGUGGUACCAAUAAUUCCUGAGUAUUUAUUGCGUAUCCAGCAUCCAAAUUCAACAGAUUUACUUUUAAACGAUAAAAUAGAUGAUUUUUCAUUAAAUGGAGAUGAAUUACAAUUAUAUGAAAAUCAACGAAGGAAACGUCAAACUUUGUCAUGGGAUAGUCCUGAUUGGGAUGAUAAUAAUGAUUUUAAUGAAAAGAAGGAAUUGAGGAGAAAGUCAAAAGUAUUUUUUCUUUGAA
Molecule: messenger RNA, 340 nt
Organism: Meloidogyne enterolobii
Lineage: Eukaryota; Metazoa; Nematoda; Chromadorea; Rhabditida; Meloidogynidae
Source: the annotation of a GenBank genome assembly